CAAAAACCCCGAGCCGCGAGAGGCAGUUGGUGUUUUUCCGUGCAAAACGUCAUAUUAAUGGCUGCUGGAAGGUUACUACGGAGAACUUUCCGCUCUAUUACUUGGAAUUUUCUCGGUAGAGUGGUCGUAGUAGCAGCUGUGGCGGGAAUAACGCUGUUCCUUUGGAUAACUCAGUGUAAGGAUGGACGCGAAUAUCUCACUACCUCAAGUGAUAUCAAACACAUAAACAGUCUGGGAAAGCCCACAACUGAGCCAUCUCAAACGUAUUCCCUCGAACCAAAAUCUUUAACGAAGCGUCCUUCCAUUUGUCCCGACAGAGAUGCACUUAAAAGUUCGAAAAUAACAAAGUUGGGAAGCUAUCCAUUACAAUCACGUUUCCUUGCGAUUGGAAUAGCAUCAGUGGCAAGGCCUACGGGUGAAAUGUACUUACUGCAAACUACCCAGCGUUUACUUGACAACACAAGUCAGAGAGACAAGGAUAACAUAUACACUGUCAUCUUUCUUGCUGACUUGGAUGAAGCACCAAGAUCCACCGUAAGGGAAGAGCUUUCUCGAAAGUUCGGUGAAUACAUUGAACAAGGACUAUUGACAGUAAUUGAAACAUUUCCCGAAUUUUACCCAGAACUUAACAAUAUCAAAGAGAAAUAUGGUGACUCGGACAACAGACGAACGUGGCGUUCUAAGGAGAAUGUCGAUAAUGCAUUUGUAAUGUGCUACUGCAAAGAUUUCAGCCAAUAUUACAUCCAUCUGGAAGACGAUGUUAGAUCUUCUCCAAGCUUUCUCCCUAAACUGGAGCAUUUCAUCCACGACCAACCGAACCCACAUUGGGUAAUGUUAGAUGUGGCCAAACAGGGAAGUGUUGCGAAACUCUACCAAUCUCGCGAUUUGGAAAAUGCCGCGAUAUUCUACUACCUUCUGUAUGAUGAGAUGCCUAUAGACUGGUUAAUGAAUCAUUGGACAAAAAUAAAAUCUGUAGAAGACGCAGAAUUCUACAACAAACCACUGGCGUCGCUGUUUGAACAUAUUGGUGUUACAUCAACACUGAUCGAGAAAGCUCCUCAAGGGGCAAGUGUUGCAGAGCUCUUUUUCGACGAGUAUGAUCAAAAGUUUAAAGGAUGUAACCCCCCUGCCAUUGUGACUUCGUCCAUGUCUUCUAUCCAAGGCCAACCACAAGAUGCCUAUGAUAAAGGCGAUGGUUAUUUUUAUGCAGAGAGUUCCAAAAAUGAUGAUUACAUCUUGAUAAAGUUCAAGUUACCUACCACUGUUCUAAAAGUGUUUGUGGACACGGGUUCUCACAGAGCAAUUGACUAUCUGCUAUAUUCUGGUAUUCUGCAGGCCAGUUUUGAAUCAACGGAGUAUGGUGAAUUGACAAACGAGGAAGAUUCUUGUGGAUACUUUACUACUAUUGGAGCAUUUCGCAAGGGAAAAGUAGAGUUUUCUCCUAAUGAACCUAAAGAGGUCACUUGUUUACGAAUUGUAUUAACAGAGGAUUAUGGUGGUCGAAUUUUCUUUCGUGAGAUUGAUGUUUGGGAAUCGCUUACCAGCAAAAAGGAUGAUGUCUAGCUUAACUUUGCCCUACC
Messenger RNA from Stylophora pistillata, 1580 nucleotides. RefSeq names its product alpha-1,6-mannosyl-glycoprotein 4-beta-N-acetylglucosaminyltransferase-like. The record is from RefSeq and is a predicted model, not a curated record. Lineage: Eukaryota; Metazoa; Cnidaria; Anthozoa; Scleractinia; Pocilloporidae. Gene Ontology annotation, biological process: protein N-linked glycosylation. Gene Ontology annotation, molecular function: acetylglucosaminyltransferase activity.